Cetraspora pellucida is the source of this 124-nucleotide messenger RNA. The record is from the annotation of a GenBank genome assembly. NCBI's taxonomy places the organism in Eukaryota, Fungi, Glomeromycota, Glomeromycetes, Diversisporales, Gigasporaceae.
AUGAAGUUAGUAGACAUAAAUCAAAAGUCAUUCACAAAAGAACAAACUACAAGCCAUAUAUCAUAUUAUUAUCCUGGUGCUAAUUUAAAAAUUAGUGAAUCUAAAAAAGACAAUAAUGAAGUUA